AUGGCUGCAAAGAAUCUGGAUUUAUUAUUAUUAUUAUUAUUAUUAUUAUUAUUCCAUAACUGUUCCUUCUCAUUCCUCUUUUUAUUCAUUUUAUUCUUUUCAUUCUAUCUUUCUUUUCAUUCAUCUUUAUUCCGUUCCACUCUUUAUAUUUUUCGUCCUUUUUCAUUCUGCUUUUCUUUUUUCUUUUCUCUUCUCUCUUUUUGUUCCUUCCGUAUCUCCUUUUAUUUUUUCUCGCUGUUUUUUUUCCUUUUUUUCUAUUGUUUCGUCUUUUCUUUCUUUCCCUGUCUCACCCUAUUUUCAUUCUUUUUCUUUUCAUUCAUAUCUUCUACCUUUUCAUCACUUCUUUUAUUCCUUUUUUUUAUACUCCUCCAUCUUAUUUUUCCCUUUUUCUUUUCACCCUCCUUCUUUUUCUACCCCUUCUUUUUUUCCUCGUAUUCCUUUAUUUUUCUUUCUUCUUUUCCUGUUUCUUUUUCAUUCCCCUCUUUCGUUUCACUCUCCUUCUCUUUCUUGUUUUUUUCUUAUUUCCUUCUCUUUCUUCUUUUCGUCCUUCUUUUCCAGAUACUUUUUCUUUUGUUGUCUUUUAUCUCUACCUUCUAUUCCGGUUCAGUCUUCUUUUUCCCUUUCUUUAUGCUGUAA
Molecule: messenger RNA, 636 nt
Organism: Acanthosepion pharaonis
Lineage: Eukaryota; Metazoa; Mollusca; Cephalopoda; Sepiida; Sepiidae
Source: the annotation of a GenBank genome assembly